Molecule: messenger RNA, 642 nt
Organism: Capsicum annuum
Lineage: Eukaryota; Viridiplantae; Streptophyta; Magnoliopsida; Solanales; Solanaceae
Product: agamous-like MADS-box protein AGL62
Exons: 2
Coding region: 1-642 (213 amino acids)
Biological process (GO): regulation of transcription by RNA polymerase II
Molecular function (GO): DNA-binding transcription factor activity, RNA polymerase II-specific; RNA polymerase II cis-regulatory region sequence-specific DNA binding; protein dimerization activity
Source: RefSeq, a predicted model, not a curated record
AUGAACGUUAAUACUAACACCGUUAAGAAAACUCAAGGGCGUAGGAAAAUUGCAAUCAAACCAAUUGACAAUCGAAACAGUAGACAUGUUACUUUCUCAAAACGACGUUUAGGUCUUUUCAAAAAAACUAGUGAACUUUGCAUAUUAACUGGUGCAAAAAUUGUUGUUCUGGUUCAGUCGUUAAAGCGCCAGCGUGUUUUCACUUUCGGUCAUCCUAGUGCUGAUGCUGUCAUUGAUCUUUACCUCACUGGAAAAUCAUCAUCUUCGUCAUUAUUGUCAUCAUUGAGCAUUGAUGAAUUCAACUUGCAACGAAAUAACCAUUAUUAUUCUGAGAUGUGUAAAGAUUUGGAAGAGGAGAAGAAAAAGAAGAAGGAGGAGAAUAUUGAAGAAGAGAAGUUGGUGAAUAUUGAUAGUAAUAAUAGUGAUAAUAAUGUGGGAUGUUGGUGGUAUGAACCAAUUGAUACUAAGGGUAUUGAUGAACUUGAAGAAUUUAUGGUUGCAUUGGAAAAAUGGAAGAAGAAUUUAUAUUUUCUUUUUUUUGUUCAUGAAGUAGUAGUUAGGAAAAAGGUUGGAUCACAAGAGUCUAUUGUACAUACGCAAUCUUACCUUACAUUUUUCCAGAUGUUGUUUCCACGACUUUGA